Molecule: messenger RNA, 681 nt
Organism: Pichia kudriavzevii
Lineage: Eukaryota; Fungi; Ascomycota; Pichiomycetes; Pichiales; Pichiaceae
Exons: 1
Coding region: 1-681 (226 amino acids)
Biological process (GO): methylation
Cellular component (GO): eRF1 methyltransferase complex
Molecular function (GO): S-adenosylmethionine-dependent methyltransferase activity; nucleic acid binding; protein methyltransferase activity
Source: RefSeq, a predicted model, not a curated record
AUGCUUGCUACACCGCUGACAAAGAACUUGGAUAUUGACCAUGUCUAUGAACCGGCAGAGGAUACGUUCUUAUUCCUUGAUCUUUUUGAAUCACUUCAUAAUUCGAGCUUCUAUAAAGAUAAGCGAAACUUUAAUAAUGACUGUCCUCUAGUGGUGGAAAUAGGCUCAGGUUCAGGGCUUAUCACAACAUUUAUCUCCCAACACCGAAUCAUACCGAAUGCGUUUCAUAUAGCCACAGAUAUCAAUUUGAUUGCAUUGGAAAACACAACAAAAACAUACAAAGACAACACGUCAUAUCCUGUAUUCGACGUUCUAAGAAGUAACUUAACAGAUGCAAUCAUUCCUGGUUCCAUAGAUGUACUCUUCUUCAAUCCACCGUAUGUCCCCAGCGAACAUGUCCCGCCGUUACCAAGUAUAGAUGAUGAUAGUGUAUGGUUAGAUUUGGCUCUUAUUGGUGGUGAUGAUGGGAUGUUGAUCACUAGAAAAGUUUUGAGCUCUCUAAAUCGGAUUCUUGCGGUAAGUGGACAUGCAUACAUUCUCUUUUGCGCAAGAAAUAACCAUCCCAAAGUUAUUGAAAAGUUCAAAGAAGAAAACUUAAAUUUCAGUGUGGAAUUAACUAUUCAAAGAAAAUGUGGGUGGGAAGAACUUGCAAUUUAUAGAUUUACAAAAACAAAAGAAUAA